Molecule: messenger RNA, 525 nt
Organism: Trachymyrmex septentrionalis
Lineage: Eukaryota; Metazoa; Arthropoda; Insecta; Hymenoptera; Formicidae
Exons: 1
Coding region: 1-525 (174 amino acids)
Source: RefSeq, a predicted model, not a curated record
AUGAUCAACGCUUGUGACAAGUUGAUUUUAAUACGAGCGCGCAACGAUAACAAUUGUCUGAUGGGAGAUUCGGCGACAAAGCCAACGCUCGAAUUAUUCAAAGUACAGUGGCGAAUACUGCACGUGUUAUUGAGCAAGAUAAAUAAGCUGUCGAUGCUGCGCGCUUUGGAGAGCGGACGAUAUCUGAGCAUGGCUUUUCACUCGUGGGAUCUGUACAAGUUUCCGCUCUUGCAGAGCACAACCAAGCAUUCAUGGGACACCAAGACGGCUACUCAGCUUGAGAAGCCGCUCAUUUUCGCUAUGCAAACAGGUCGAAAAAACGUCAUGUCAAAAAACUACCUGAAUUCGAAAUGUUAUCCGUACGAUGACUUGAAUCUGGAUUUUGAUAAAAACAGAUGUGCGAUUCUAUACGACUUGUAUGUGUAUUUCUGCAAGGAUUACUACGUAUACGAGUAUCUCGAGCCGAGUCUCAUCUUUACAACUUUUUUACGUAAUGGCCCGUUCGUUAUCAUCGAUUGUUCUUGA